Molecule: messenger RNA, 2034 nt
Organism: Pteropus alecto (black flying fox)
Lineage: Eukaryota; Metazoa; Chordata; Mammalia; Chiroptera; Pteropodidae
Gene: TAFAZZIN
Product: tafazzin
Exons: 9
Coding region: 726-1481 (251 amino acids)
Biological process (GO): cardiolipin acyl-chain remodeling; inner mitochondrial membrane organization
Cellular component (GO): mitochondrial membrane
Molecular function (GO): 1-acylglycerophosphocholine O-acyltransferase activity
Source: RefSeq, a predicted model, not a curated record
CCUACAGCUGCUUCUGGACCAAGUACAUGAACCACCUUACCGUCCACAACAAGGAGGUGCUGUAUGAGCUCAUCGAGAAUCGAGGCCCAGCCACUCCCCUCAUCACCGUCUCCAAUCACCAGUCCUGCAUGGAUGACCCUCAUCUCUGGGGUACCCAGACCAGUAUUCUGGGCACAAGGAGGCGGGGAGAGAAGGGGCCAGACAGAAGCCGAACAAACCCACUUCUCAGUGGGUUCUUCACAUAGCUCUGGCACGACUGUUUCUGGGGCGUCCCGCCUCGGGGGUGACAGUUUGAUUUGUAGUCCCUUCAGCAUCCUCUCAGGCAAGGCGAUUUGGAGAGGGCGUCAGAAAUUUCGAGGAAGUGAGGAAUGGCUGCGGGGCAAGGUCUUGACAGCUUAUUUACUGUGAUUCAGCAGGCUUGUGUAAGCCAUGGAAGGUCCCACAGAGUCUGGGGAGCAAAUCUGAGGACCUGUCAGGGAAACUCUGGAUUAGGGGCUGGAAGACCUGUAUCCUGGUUCCAGGUUUGCCCCAGGCUGGGUUUGUACCCUUCAUCCAGCCUCACCUGGGAGCCCACCUGGUUCCCCACCUAGAAGUUCCUGCUCUACUCACUUCACAAGGAGCUGCUUGGCUCUGGCAACCUGGAUGUCUGGAUAGAGGGGUGCCCAGAGCUUUCCCCUCCGAAUGCAGGGAUCCUGAAACUGCGCCACAUCUGGAACCUGAACUUGAUGCGUUGGACUCCUGCAGCCGCAGACAUCUGCUUCACCAAGGAGCUACACUCCCAUUUUUUCAGCUUGGGCAAGUGCGUGCCCGUAUGCCGAGGAGAUGGCGUCUACCAGAAGGGAAUGGAUUUCAUUUUGGAGAAGCUCAACCACGGGGACUGGGUGCACAUCUUCCCCGAAGGGAAAGUGAACAUGAGCUCUGAGUUCCUGCGCUUCAAGUGGGGAAUCGGGCGCCUGAUUGCCGAGUGUCACCUCAACCCCAUCAUCCUGCCGCUGUGGCAUGUCGGCAUGAACGACGUCCUUCCUAACAGCCGGCCCUACUUCCCGCGCUUUGGACAGAAGAUCACUGUGCUGAUCGGGAAGCCCUUCAGUGCCCUGCCUGUGCUUGAGCGGCUCCGGGCAGAGAAUAAGUCGGCUGUGAGUUGCCCCGGGCUGCCUUUGGCCUGGGUGGGGUUCCCUGGGCAAAGGCCCUUGAGGACUGCAGGCCAGCCCCAGUCCUUCCCCUCAGGUGGAGAUGCGCAAAGCCCUGACCGACUUCAUUCAGGAGGAAUUCCAGCGCCUGAAGACCCAGGCGGAGCAGCUCCACCACCACCUGCAGCCUGGGAGAUAGGCGGGUCCCACCCAGCCCCUGCCCAGGUGCCUCCUGAGGCCUGGGGAAGAGGCAGCUCUGGGACCCAAGCCCUAGCCGCCAGGCUCCCAGCGCUGCCUUUGGGAUCUCGCCCCGCACACAGUUGGGGCUGGGGGAAUGGACUGAUGCUUUGAGCUCAGAUACGGUUUUUUAGGCAGAUUUGUUCAUAACCCUUAAAGGGUGACCUCCCCUAGUUGGUGAGCAUUCCAGCUCCUUGGCUGCUCUUCCCGCUCGACCACUCUGGGAGGAGGAGAUUUAGGCCAGGGCCUCUGCCCUUCUUGCCUUCAAGUGUCCUUUCCCAGGGCCUACGUCCUGACGGAGGGCAGUUGGGGGGUAGGUGGCUAGGCCUGAGCUUCAGGGAGGGGCCCACAGGCCCUUGGCCUGGCCCCGGCAGUGGGGGGGCUGGUCCCCACCUCAUCACGGAUUCCCUUCUGCCGGAGGUUCCCACAGGGCUGGGAACCACGGGCAGGAGCCAGCCCCAGGCUGCAGGCAGAAUAGCAGCCCUUUGCUACAAGUGGAGCCCAAUGGGACGGAGCCUGCAGCAAGGGCCUGAGACCUGGCCGUUGGCCCCAUGCUGGGGCCCACCAACUUCUCCGUCCUUUCUGUGUCCCUGGCAUCACUCCAGUCCCCUGAGGCCGAGUCGCCAUAUUUUUUAAACAAUAAAACCUCUGCAUCCUGCUGUUUUAA